UUCAUUGUUCUAGCAUUCCCUCUUUGUUGUUGCUGCUGCUGCUAUUGCUGCUGUAGCCGCUGCUCCCAAGCCAGGCCAGUGCUUGACUCAGCCAGACUUCGUCACUAGGUCACUCUUCUUCGUCACUCAUUUACUCACUCCUCCACCAUGACGGCGCAGGCCGCAGAAGAUUUGGCCACCGAGCUGGAGCAGCAGAAGAUUCACUCAGAUGAGCCCACUAUUGAGGACGCGAAGGACGAUGAUGAUGACGACGACGACGACGAGGAUGAGGAUGAUGUCCUUGAUGGAGCUGACGGCCAAGGUGAAGGUGAAGAUGGUUCAGGUGCGGGUGGAAAGUCCAAGCAGAGCCGUGGUGAGAAGAAAAGCAGGAAGGCCAUGCAAAAGCUUGGCAUGAAGCCCGUGACCGAUGUCACCCGAGUUACCAUCAAGAAGAGCAAAAAUAUCCUCUUCGUGAUCUCCGCUCCUGAUGUGUUCAAGAGCCCUGCAUCAGACACGUACAUUAUCUUUGGCGAAGCCAAGAUUGAGGACUUGAGUUCUCAACUACAGAGUCAAGCUGCUGAGCAGUUCAAGGUACCAGAAGCUGCCAAUGUGGAGGCUAAGGCUGCUCCCUCUGCUGCUGUUGAAGCUGAAGAUGAGGGAGACGUUGAUGAAACAGGCGUAGAGCCCAAGGAUAUUGAGUUGGUCAUGACUCAAGCCGGAGUUUCACGUGCCAAAGCUGUUAAAGCCCUAAAGACAACUGGUGGGGAUAUUGUUAGUGCCAUCAUGGAUCUCACAGGUUAGGGCAGUGAAACCAAUCCUGAGCUUUGCAGUAAGAAACAGAGUGUGCACCGUUUUUUGCUCCCCCACGUGGUUCCGGAAGUUCCGUGCUGGGUGACAUGUUGGUGUUCAUAGUUGAAACUAAAAUGAUUUUUUCUUUUUUUAGUUUGAACAUCUUACUGUGCCAUUGUCAUUUAAUGACUCCUCUAUUAACCGCUCGCGUAUCCCGUAUUUCCCGCUCA
Molecule: messenger RNA, 998 nt
Organism: Physcomitrium patens
Lineage: Eukaryota; Viridiplantae; Streptophyta; Bryopsida; Funariales; Funariaceae
Product: nascent polypeptide-associated complex subunit alpha-like protein 1
Cellular component (GO): nascent polypeptide-associated complex
Source: RefSeq, a predicted model, not a curated record